This is a messenger RNA of Sordaria macrospora k-hell, 3282 nucleotides long. RefSeq lists its product as uncharacterized. Gene Ontology annotation, biological process: actin cytoskeleton organization. Lineage: Eukaryota; Fungi; Ascomycota; Sordariomycetes; Sordariales; Sordariaceae. The record is from RefSeq and is a predicted model, not a curated record. Gene Ontology annotation, molecular function: actin binding; small GTPase binding.
AUGCCUCCCGCGGCGGAUCUCAACGGCGGCGUUCCUGCCUACCGAACAGGCUCAGGCGACGGCAUGCGCGAUCGAAACAACAACAAUAACAAUAACAACAGUGACAACAACGAUCUGCCGCCCUUCUUUCCCCUCCAAAACCAGAACCAGAUCCAGCCACAACAACGCCCCAAAUCCUCCUACCUCCGAUCGCUUAUGGGCCAUAAGAGAAGCAAUACUGUCGGAGCUGGUCUAAUACAAUUGCCCCCUGCCGUCUUCUCGACCGAUUUCAACCAGUCUUCCGACCGCAACCGCGACCGCGACCGCGACCGCGAUUCCGCUCUAUCGUCCUCGGCUACUUCCGUCAUCGACCCUCCUGAACUGCUGCGCCCUCCCUCCAAGCUCAAUCCCGACCUGGUGGCCCAGCGACACAGUUGCGACAUGAACCUGUCCGGAUACCAGAGACGUCAACUCGCCGACGCCCUCGGUGAGCUUCAGCCCAACCAAUUGGACGACCGGCCACCAAGAUCUCCCGAAAAGAAGUCGAACCCCUUUGCGACCAUCUCGCUUAAGUCGCCCUUCGGACUCAAGGAUUCCAGCAAGGCCUCCAAGAACAAGGGAGAACAAUCACCCACCAAGCCCAAGAAGGUCAAAUCGGCUGCCAACAUCGGCCAGCUUCUAAGGCCAAAGUCAACCAAGAACCUGAGGCAGCAGCAACAAGAGGACGAAGAGAACAGUCGUCGCCGUAACAAGGACAAGGAGAACCGCGCACCAAGUGCCAUUGAUACCAGCCCACCACCACCCAUUUAUGCCCAGUUUGCCAGAGGCUCGCCCUUUGCGCCGCCUCCAGGGCUGAGCUCGUCAACGACACCAGUGGCUUCGCCGUCGGACUACAGAGAUCCUUUCUGGGACAGCAACAAACCAUUGCCAGCUGACCCAGAGCGCCCUGGAACAGGCGGAGGGCGGUCGUCCAUAGCUGAGAGCCAACAUCUGAAGCCUGAUGCGGAAAACCGCGAUAGAGAUCGAAACAACGGCCGCUCAAAACCACGGCCAAAGUCGUUUCACCAGUACUUUGCGAGUAACAAUCAGCAGGACGAGAAGCGUACACCUUCAGACUCGAGCACCGACACUCGCUACAGGCAACCGCAAUCUGAUAACAAUAACCAGUCGUCAUCACAGGAAAGACAAGAACGGAGUUGGAAGAGGCAAACGUGGGCCACAGCCAAAAGUUCAGAGCUGGCAGGAGGAAGUCAAGGAUCAGACAGGUCAAGCCAACGCCUCAACGUUAAGGGCAUGUUUUCCGGCUCCGGUAAUGGUGGAGGAAGCAGUAGCUCAGCAGGAGGAGAGCGAAACAAAUCAGCAGCAGCGCAAUCUGCAAGUAUGGAACGGCAGCAAAGCGCCCAGUCCCUACUACAACAACCCAUCGAUCCCAAGGAUAUCGACAAGCACCUUGAGGCCAUGCUGGACCGGCGCAACAUUCCCGAAAAUCAGCGGUACAAGAUGCGCAAUCUCAACGAUACCAUCAAGUUGGAAUUCAUCCGGCAGGACUGGGCGGAGAUGCGGGCCAAGAUGGUAAACCAGAAUGCGAGCAACACGUCUCUUGAGAAGGGAGGGAACGCAGGCAGUGUCAAUGGUGGUGCCGGAUCAGAACGGGAAGAUCAGCAGCAGCAGCAAUCGUCUUCUUCAAACUCAAAACGGGACGACGGUAACAGCAAGGAUAAGGAUAAGGAUAACGAGAGAACGGGCAGGACGAAGAGGAAAGGAUUCGGUUUGUCGCUUGGCAAAGGUGCCGCCACCAAGGCCCAGUCGUCACCCAGCAAGAGUAUUGGUCGACACUUCAGGUCCAAGUCCAACGACAGCAGCAUGAGCGAGCGACCGUCGUUUGGUGAUGUGAACGGUAGCUCUUCCGGAAAUGGCGUGGGCGGCUUCCUGGGUAUGAAGAGCGGCAAGAGUCAGCAGGUGCCGGCGGACUUUGUGGCUUACCUGCAAAAGGAGCGGAAGCCGGAGCUGGUCGAGGUUGGUAAACUCCACAAGCUUCGGCUGUUGCUGAGGAACGAGACGGUGGCUUGGACGGAGGAGUUUAUCAAGCAAGGAGGGAUGAAGGAGAUUGUGGACUUGCUGCAUCGGAUCAUGGCUGUUGAGUGGAGAGAGGAACACGAAGACGCCCUUUUGCACGAAAACCUGCUCUGCCUAAAAGCGCUCUGCACGACCGCUCUGGCGUUACAGUACCUGCACACCAUCCACGCCACCUUAUUCCCAGCGCUAUUACACCUGAUCUUCGACCCCGAGAAGAAAGGACCAAGCGAGUUCACAACACGGAACAUCAUCACCUCGCUUUUGCUCACCUACAUCGAGUGUGCCACGCCUCAGGAACGUACCACGAGAGCCCAGACGAUCCUGCAAUUCUUGCGAGAUCCCGAGACGGAAGAGGAGAAAAAGCCUGUCAACUUCAUCCUCGAGAUGAGGCGCGAGAGGCCAUACCGCGUAUGGUGCAAGGAGGCCGUGAGCGUGACCAAGGAGGUGUUCUGGAUCUUUUUGCACAACAUGAAUAUUGUCUCCUUGCCACCACCAGACGAAGGAUCAGGCGGCAAGAAUGGCGAACAAAAAGAUACCCAGCAGCAACAACAGCUACACCAAGCGGGUAUCAUCGAUCCCUCAGGCUUACCGCGAAAUGACACAGAGCCCCAAUCAGGGUCAGGAGGCGAAGAUUCAGAAACCCCAAAUGCCGCCCAGCUAGCCUACAUGUCGCGACACUUCCCGCAAGAACGACCGCCCGUGCCCGCGGCCCCCUACGUCGGCGGCGUCGAAUGGGACGCGACCAAUUACCUCGCCAGCCACCUGGACCUGAUGAACGCCAUCAUCGCUUGCACGGGUCCCACAGCCGCCGAGCGCAACGCUUUGCGCGCACAGCUGCGCAUCUCGGGCUGGGAACGUUGUCUGGGCGGCAGCCUGCGCAUGUGCAAGGAAAAGUUCUACGGGUCCGUCCACGAUGGUUUACGGACCUGGGUCGCGGCCGCGCACGAAGACGGCUGGGACGUGCGGGAUGUCCGGUUUGGCCCACCGCCGGAGAGCAGGGGCGUCAGUCCUAUGAAGAAGACGCCCGGGAAGAAACCGCGGGAGGAGGCGCCGCCUAAGAUUGAGAUUCCGAAAUUGGACUUUCAUAUUGGGGGUGCCAAUUCUCCUGGUAUUGCCGGCGUUAGUCCGGGCGGCCUGGUCGCGGGUGUGGUUGCGAAUCUUAACGGCGGGAGAUCGCCGAUGCCUGUGUCGCCUGCGGUGCGGGCGCCGGAUUAUUGGCUGUCGUGA